AUGACUAAGUUGACAAGAAAGGAAACGCCUUUUGGGUGGACAUCGGAGUGUGAAGAGAGUUUUCAGACUUUGAAGCAGAAGUUAACUUCAGCACCUGUUUCAGUAUUGUUGGAACCGCAUGAAUUGUCGAAGGGUAUGAGGAGGUGGAUGGAGUUGCUUAAGGACUACGAUUCUGAAAUGAGCUAUCACCGUGGAAAGGCGAAGGUGGUCGCAGAUGCUUUGAGUCGAAGAUGCCGGAAGAGCUUGUUUGAGCCAGUUACGGAUUUCAAUGCACGUUUAAGAUGGAGAAUUCAGAAGGCUCAGCAAGAUGAGCGGAAGCUUCAGGAAUUGUUCCAACCAGUUGGUGAUAAGAGGUGUGAGCAUUUCACUAAGGAUGGUGAAGGAUUGUGGAGAUAUAAGGGGAGAAUUUGUAUACCGGAUGUCGGGAGUGGUAUCCAAGUGUGCGCCUGUCAGAAGGCGAAGAUAGAGCAUCAGAAGCAGUCAGAAAUGAUUCAGCCUCUUGAGAUUCCUCAGUGGAAGUGGGAAGGAAUCGCGACGGACUUUGUGACCGGUUUGUUGAAGACUAGGUUGGGAGUUGAUGCGGUUUGGGUGAUCAUGGUUCGCUUAGACAAAUCCGCUCAUUUUCUGCCUAUCCGAGUGAACUAUUCUCUGGAGGAGUUGGAUAUUACAUCGCGUGAUCCAGAUUUUUGA
Arachis duranensis is the source of this 690-nucleotide messenger RNA. RefSeq lists its product as uncharacterized. The transcript has 4 exons. The record is from RefSeq and is a predicted model, not a curated record. Lineage: Eukaryota; Viridiplantae; Streptophyta; Magnoliopsida; Fabales; Fabaceae. Bases 1 to 690 code for a protein of 229 amino acids.